AUGAGUUCCUUAAGCAAAGCUCCUACUAAUAAUUCAACUGAGGAAAGUGGUUGGACUUCAUAUUUUGAUGACUUCUUCAACAACAAUGAUGAUGAUGAUAAUCUUAACAACAUCAACCACAAGUGUUCUAACUCUCUGUCUUUAUCUACCUCUUCUUCCCUUCUCUCAGAUGCAACUUCUUUGGUUGGCAAAAAUGCAUUAUUCGAUCAAAAUGUUGAGAAGGAGGUUUCUUCCAAUAAAAAUGGUGAGAUGGGUUCAAGUUUCAAGAAGAGAAAGAAUAUUGUUGAUCAAGCUUUGGAAGAUACCGCAACCUCUCCUCUCAAUACUCCCAAGGAAAAGAGAAAGGCAAUAGUUGAGGACAAAAAGAAUUGA
Molecule: messenger RNA, 372 nt
Organism: Lathyrus sativus (Indian pea)
Lineage: Eukaryota; Viridiplantae; Streptophyta; Magnoliopsida; Fabales; Fabaceae
Source: the annotation of a GenBank genome assembly